CAAUGCAUGAUAAAAAAGAAGAAAACAUAAAUGUUAAAAAUGUUGAAGAUGAAAAAAUUCAAAAUACUUCUGAAAAAAAUGAAAGUAAAAGCUCCAAAACUUUCAGAAAAAUUGAAAUUGAAAUAUCUAGUGAUUUGUCAGAUUCUGAUAUUUCCAACAAUUUUGAUAACAACAUUGACAGUUUAAAUCUUAAUCUGAGCCUUAAUAAGACCAAAAACAAUGGUGUGGUUGAACAAGAUUCGGAUGAAGAUUUGCAAAUAGGAUAUGAACAAGAAGUAACAGUUCAAGAAGGAAUAAAUGCCUCUGACAAUAUAGAAUGGGAUGAAACUGCUGCUAGAGAAGAGGCACAGGAAAGAAUUAGCAAAUUAGGAUUAUCGUGGGGAGAUCAAAUGGAUCAUUUGGAUAUGGAAUUGCGACCACCCGGCCGAGCACUCCAGAUGCACGAGAAGCUUUCAUCACCUUAUAGAAAGAGGUCACUAUCAGAGAGUAUCAGACGCCAUGAAGAAAAGCAACUUAAAGCACAAGAAAAGAGAGAAAAAUUGCUUGAAGAAAAGACCCAAAGAUUUAAAGAUAUUGCAAAAAAAGUUGAAGAAAUGAAAGCAUGGAAAGAAGAACAGCAGCAGCAGAGAAGAAUUUCAAUGGAGAAAAAGUUGAGAAGAGCUGAAGAAAAACGUCGGAUGCAAUUGCAACGAAUUGUUCGUAAAGCACAUGAUGAAGAAGAAAAGGUGAAUGAAAUUGCCUUUAUAAAUACUUUGGAAGCACAGAAUAAAAGACACGAUAUCCUGUCUAAGAAGAAAGAUCAUGAGGCUCGAUUACAAGAUAUCCAAGAGGAAAGGCAAAGAAAACUAGAAGAAAAAGCAGCAAAAGAAGCUGCGGCUGAGGAGCGUCGAAAAGCUCUAGAAGCAAAACGGCAAACUCGAUUAUUGGAAAUGCAAGAAAGGAGAAAACUUCGAGAUUUAAAAAUAGAACAGCAAUUACAGGAAAAAGAAAAAGAAAGACAAGAACUUGCUAACCAAAAAGCAAGAGAUAGAGAACAGAGAUUGUCAGCUUUAAAUGCAGCACAACAGGCAACAUUAGAGGAAUUACAGAAGAAAAUCCAGCAAAAGCAAGAAGAAAGUGCUCGAAGACACGAAGAAAAUAUUGAACUAAUUAGGCAGAAAGCUUUUGAGCUCAGCGUUAGGCAUUACUCAUCAAAUGACGACGACGUUCCUCGAUUAGUACCAUACGAAACAAAAAAGAUGUGUACUGUAUGCAAUGUACUGAUUGUAUCCGAAGUUUAUCUGCUGAGUCAUUUACGUGGUAAGAAACACAAAGAAGUAAUUAAUCUGCAGCAUCAAGGUAAAGAUCCAUCAACAGAAGAACUUGAAUCGUAUAAUCUUAAACAUAUAGUGGAUGCUCCCGCAGAUAAACUUGAUCCAAAUAUUGCUUUGGAUAAAGAGAGACAAAAAGCAUUGAAGAAAAGGUGCAAGAAAUUAAGACAACGAAUGACUAACAGAGGUUUAGAAUAUGAAGCAUCAUCAGCAAACAGACCAGUAUCGGCUAAUUCUAUUCAUAAGCAAAAGAUGCAGAAAAUAAUUAAAGAUAUUAAUAAACUAAUCAAUAAUCAAGGAAAAGGUCCUUGGGAUACAACAAUAGCAUCCAAUCUAGAGAGAUCUCUUGGAGAAUUAGAGAGAUUGAUUGGAAAAUGUUCUACUGAUGAUAAGAUUGUGUGCUACAGUUUGGGUGGAAUUAAUGCAUUGAUGAAAAUAUUGUCUGUAAUAUCAAAUAUGACAGUCAGUAAAAAUUUGGUUAUUCCUAAAAAAACUAUAGCAAGAGCUGCAACAGUGUUUGGAUUAAUAUGCUCAGAUUGUCCAGAGAAUUGUUACAGUGUUCUUUUUUCUAAUAAAAUUGGAAUUUUACUUGAUUAUCUUAUUCAUUGCUUAAAUUUAUUAAUUCCAGAUAAUUACACUCAGCUAUUAAAUAGCAAUCCAAAUUCCAUAAACAGAGCUUUGCCAACAGAUAUCCUUUCCAGUAAUCUCAUGCAGUUGUUAGCUGUAAUUAUCAUCACUUGGUUUUCGUGUAAACAGAUGAGUUUUGCGGGAAUACAGAACUUGUUCAUAGAUCAAAAUAAAAUAGUAAGCCAAAAUGAAGAAUUUCAGCAAAGAGUGCAUGAUGUGAUUAGUUAUGCGGUUAGCAUCGGAAUCGUCGACAAAUUAUCACAGUACUUCAACAACGUUCACGGACCCAUUGAUUCCGAACCUCUGGUAGCAGACUUUUUACUACAAUGUAUGACGUUUCUUUCUGCCUUGGCUAAGAUAUACACUAACAGAUACGAUAACAUAUUCGAGAUUAAAAAGACCGAAGACACGACUCAAUUAGUGGCGACGUUCAGAGUGACGGAACUGGUCGGAACGGUGUCGUUACUCUACGGUAUGCUCUUGCACAGCGAAGCUCCUUCCAGAGGCAGCGCUCCUCCUCCCGAACUUCCUCAACAUACUGUAAAAAUCACCAUAGCUUCGUUAUGCAUGCUGAACCACUUAGCUCUUAUGGAUUUGCAAAUGGUUCAGUGUGUUCUGGGAAAUGAAGGAUUAUCUCUUCAACUUCGUCACAUUGCUAGUUAUCUGUUAUGGUAUUGUUCUCAUUGGACAAUUCAGGAAUUACUACACGAAGUAAUAUUACUUGUUGGUUAUUUCACCGUUCUUAAUUUUGAUAAUCAGAUGGUGAUUCAAUCGGGACAGCGACCCACCGUCUUGCAGCAGCUGUGCUCUCUGCCCUUCCAGUACUUCAGCGAUCCCGAACUGACCGACGUUCUCUUCCCUUCGCUGAUAGCCUGCUGCCACAACAACCCCCACAACAAGGCCAUUCUCGAGCAGGAAAUGAGUCCGGAGUUGCUGUCCGAUUACGUAGAGGCCCACCUGCUGGACUUGCACGGAGCCCGUCUGUCGUCGUCGGAGAAGAAAGAGGGCGGCCAGGCCGAAGAAAUUCUCCGGUGGAAACUCUCGUCCCGAUUUCCCAAGAGUCACUGGACCGCCGCCAAGCGCUUCUUCUCCGCCCGGUGAGCGGCGGCGCCCUCUCGCUUUUACACGUUUGUAUUUUAAUAGGCAGCGGCCGCCGAGAGGACGAGCUCUAUUCCUACUUCGGCACGUUAACGCGCUAUUACCGUCGAACGGGCGUAUUUAUUAUUAAUACGAACGGAAUGGGUCAAACUAGCCAGUCCCAAAGCGGAAAUAAUUGUUGUAAAGCAUCCAUCGAUAUUUUAUUUAUAACUUUGGUAAAAUAAAAUAAAGUCGAAUUUUGCCCCUAACGCUUCUAGCGCCCGCCGCCGGGGAUAAACUUUCUUCGCGCGAAAUUGGCCGCUUUAUUCGUAACAAAUUAGUCUUUUCCGCCCGGGACCACCGCCAUUAUUUAUCGAUUAAUUACUUACGGACGGCUUCGGAAAUGACAUUUGUCCGUUUUUCCACACUCGGCGUCGCGUUUCUGCUGGAAAAAUUCCUUUCGCACCUCCCAGCGUAUCUUAGCGUUUUUCGAAGAAGGCUAUGACUCCACUACCGUAAAAACCCUCACCGUAAAAGCUUUUAAUCACGUGAUCCCGAUAUUUUACCACUGAGCAGGUCGUAAAUCCAGCGUAAAAGCGAGUUGAGCAGUGUUCAACUUUCGACGCGAAUACGGCCGUAAAGAGGUACGUACCUUCCACCAAUCAAGUCAUCGCGACACGGAGCUAAAAUGGCGGAAAACGAGCUUUUGUGUACGUUCCCUCGUGGCUACUCUAGAACAGAUGUAGAAAGAUUUAUCGAAAACAUCCGAAAGUAUUCGUGUAUCUACGACAAGAGGUAACCCGAUUAUAAUAACGGAUACCAAAGGAAAUCCUUCAAUUUGGAGGAGUAUAUAAUAAAAGUGCUGUAUAUUAUCUUAAUAAUACGAUAAUAAAAGUUAGUAUAUGAAAGUAAAGAUAUUAUUUUUACUACAUUUGUAAUUAUAGUACAGAAAAAAACUCGUAGAAUAUAAUCAUUAUCUUUAUAUCGAUAUAUCACGUAUAUCGUCUUCCGUUUCUACCAAAUCACGUGCGAAGAAGUAUUUACUUUCGACACUUGGAGCAGCACCGUCGCAGUAAAAACUUCGCGCUAACUGGAACUCCACCGCAAUCCGAGCGCAAACGCAAAUAGGUCACGUGAUUAAAAGCUUUUAGCAGCGUUGCCAAAUUGGGCUACUUAUUUUUCAGUUUGGCGUUAAAAAAAGCAUUUGGCGCACUGGCUACUUUUUGGGCUACAAAAAUUUGACUUGGCUACAUUUUGGGCUGGUUACACAAAUUAUUUCACGGUCCUUUCGGAAAGAAUGCUUCAAGAUAGAAAUCUUAAAGAUUUUUUUCUUGAAGCCAUUCUUUCCGAAAGGACCGAGAAUAAUUUGGGGAAAUUUUCCUCAUUAAGUUGCAUUUUUAAAUAUUUUGGCAAAUGGCGUAAUUUUAAAUUUACUUAAUUAAAUGUAAACUUUUUAAAAAGAUAGCUGCAGUAAGUAUUUAGUCAUGCUUGACAGAAGACUUUCUAGUUUAUAAUAGCUUAUUUUUUAAAGAAAACUUAAUAUAAAUUCCAGAUAAAUGAUAUCCUAGAAAGAAAUAAGAAAAGAAAAUGCAUCUAUGAGCAAAAUGAACACGAAGUAGUAAAAUUUGAAAUUAUCACGUUGAAAAAUCACUGGUAAGAUCAUCAUCAUCAGAAUCUUUUUCACUAGAAUGUUUUUGUAUGGUUGAAGCAGAUGAGGAUUUCCAAGUUUAACAUUUAUCGCUGUAAAAACUCGAUUUUGUAGUUUAGUUUUCAUUAAAUUUAAUUGCAAAAAAAAACGUUCAACUGCUGCAUUUGAAUGAGGAAGCAAUAAAAACGAAUGUUUUCAAAGGAAAGGUAUUAGGAUUUCACGAAUGGUACUAGGAAAAUGGUGUUGGGUAUCUUGGUACUGGGACAAGUAAAAAGGUACUAGAUUAGUAGAAAAGUACUAGGUAGAACAACACCUGGUACAAAAGUAGCCAACUGCUCGAGCAGUUGGCUACUUUUGGGCUACUUUUUAAAAAUUAUUUGGCUACAAGGGCAAAAAAACAUCUGGCAACGCUGGCUUUUACGGCGAGGGGUUUUUACGUUAGUGGAGUCUUAGCCGAAGUCUGAAAAAUACGCGGCCGGCCGACAAUUUUAGCGCAGGAAAGAGGAUAUUUUAUUCGACACUCGGCGGGGAUAACGUAAAGCCCGGCACUGACGUGCGGCAACGGUUGACGUUCCGUCGUCUUUCCGCGUCACACGCGGAAAUUACCCGACAAUCUAAACGCGCCGUCUGCCAGCCGUAAAUAUAAGCCAGCUACUACGAUAGGUAGGUCACGCGCCAGUAGUCGGAAAUGGCGUCUACCGGAAUUGUUUCGUUACAUCGAUUAAACUUUCUAAGUUUGCCUUCCAUCUUAGGGCGAAAGUUAGGAAUAUCCAAUACUUUGGUCGCCGAAUUACGAUUACGCCAUUCCCAGUACGUCUAUUCGACGUUAAUAUUAAAAUGGAAUAAAGCUUUUUAGCUCGCCCCCCGCCACAGUUCGAACACUUUACGACGACGUCGCUAAACGUCCUUCCUAUCGGUCUGAUUUUUGCCGAUCCGCUUUCCGCCCAGGCAAAAGCGACUUGGUCCGUUGCCGCGCGCGAGUACCGGGCUUAAAAGCGCCCGGAGACGUUCUUCCGAUCGACUUCCGGCCGCAUUCUAUUCUGCCGAUGGACGUCCGACGACGGAAAGGAGAGGAUUUAAACGUAUUGUGGAGAAAAGAUAGAUCGUCCGUCGUUUCUAUAAACCGACGUACCCCUUAAAUACUCUGUACUUGGUUUCGGUAUUCGGUAAUAUUUUCAUCUAUUACGUUUACUUUCUAUUUGUAGGCCCCGGCCAAACGUGGCGAUCGUGUGGGAAAUGUUUGUCCGGGAAGUUAAUUAACGACCGUGGUUUGUUUACGCCCGGGCAUUUUCCACCGUCCAAAAAUCCAGUCGUUUGGUGACGAAACAAAACGACACGCUAUAAUUGGACUUUCGCAUUUGCGAUCUCGAAAAUUACGCCAUAAGUAUCCAUCGGCCGAAGCCUGGUAUUUUAUAAAAUAGGAAAGUAAUCGCGCGAUACGUAUUUAUAUUUUAACCUACUCGGAAUUAAUUAAAAUUCUUAUUUUAUUAUAACCGCGUUACGCAUCUUAUCAUUUUUCUUCACGCAGAAAAGCCAAAAUAUUUGAAUGGCGUAACCCGGCGCGCUACCGUCAAACGUCUUGGCCGGGGUGGAAAAAACAUUAA
Centruroides sculpturatus (bark scorpion) is the source of this 6266-nucleotide messenger RNA. RefSeq names its product S phase cyclin A-associated protein in the endoplasmic reticulum-like. The coding region runs from base 3 to 3038 and encodes 1011 amino acids. The record is from RefSeq and is a predicted model, not a curated record. The transcript has 22 exons. NCBI's taxonomy places the organism in Eukaryota, Metazoa, Arthropoda, Arachnida, Scorpiones, Buthidae.